ACACAUCUUUCUGCGCUGAGACUUCACAGCUGUGCAGAAUCCCAUUGACUUUAUUGAGCUUUGAAGAAGAGAAAGAAAGAACUUCAGGACAGACUGACAAGUACCAAUCAGAGAUGGAGCUUCUGACAGCCGCCCUCGUCGUCAUUCUUCUGUCUACAACAGCCUCCGCUAAGUCGAUUGGUCGGCAUCAGGAUGCUGACAUCGCUGACAGUGACUUGACUGGACCGGAUGGGAAUAUCUUGUGGUCUUGGCGGUCUGUUGAAUCUUCUAGCUACAGAGACUCUUCUUCAGAGUCAAGUGAGUCAUCCGAAUCUAGUGAGUCAUCAGAAAGUCAGUCUUCAAAAGACUCUUCAGACUCUUCAGACUCUUCAGACUCCUCUGAGGAAGCUCCAACCACCCAUCAGACCACAACGGCUGUGACCGACACUGCCAUGACAACCUUCACUGCAGAAGAUGGGGGUACGCCCACCUUUGAGCCAGACACAGUGAGUACAGAUGAGCCAACGGUAACGCCUCCCCCAGAAACACCGACCACACCUGUAGCGACAUCAUCUGGCAACGUGACUCAUUGUGUUACCGUGGAGAUUCCAACAGCAGCUCCCAUCACAGAAAACAGAGGAGACAACUAAAUAUCUACCAUUCCUGUUAACCAACUGCAAGCAUCAACUCACCACAUUCCUACUGAAAAUGUGUCAUUUCAGGACAUUUCUGAUUCUAGCUGCGAGAGUUAAAUCUCAGCAGGCUUUAUCAAUUCAAGAAACCAAAAGGUGAACAUAUAAGAACGUCAUAUAGACUUACCAACAAAUAGAAGUAAGAUACACGUCCUUUGAUGACCACUCAUUACUUGGUCCAAAUAGUAAGUAAAAGUAUUUUUUUGGAGUGAUGU
Molecule: messenger RNA, 886 nt
Organism: Centropristis striata (black sea bass)
Lineage: Eukaryota; Metazoa; Chordata; Actinopteri; Perciformes; Serranidae
Gene: scpp8
Product: secretory calcium-binding phosphoprotein 8
Exons: 3
Coding region: 114-629 (171 amino acids)
Source: RefSeq, a predicted model, not a curated record